CAUGCUCAUGGUGGUGGUUGAACGUUUUUUAAUCUUACCCCCUGCAACCCGCGCCGAUAAUAAACUCAUUUAAACAAAUAAAAUAAAAGUUUAGCGUAUAUUUACCACUUGAAGCACGGACGAACCGAACGGCGAGUAGAGGAACCGCAGCAACUUCGACUCAAUAUUUUUUCCGUUUCAGGAAGAACAAUUCGAGCAAGAUAAUUAGACGAUUUCAAGAUGCCUGAGACGAAAUCAGACUCGGAAUAUUCAGAUUCUGGCUCGGAGGAGAGGCCAGUCAAAAAACAAAAGGUCGAGAAGUCAAAGCCGAAGCCAAAGCCCAAGCCGUCGAAGCAGCGCGAUGAGGACGAAGAGCCGUCCUGGUCCCUCGACAACAGGCGUUUCAUCAAGGUGCGUGAGUUUAGAGGCAAAGUGAUGAUCGACAUAAGGGAGUACUACGAAAGAGACGGCGACCUCCUCCCUGGCAAAAAGGGCAUCUGCCUCUCUACAAUCCAAUGGAACAAGCUUAAAGACAUCAUGUCCGAGGUCGAUGAGGCCAUACAGAAAAAAUAAAAAAUCAUCUUCCUUUAAUACUUAAUGUUAAACAAUAUUUAAAGUCU
Molecule: messenger RNA, 599 nt
Organism: Cimex lectularius (bed bug)
Lineage: Eukaryota; Metazoa; Arthropoda; Insecta; Hemiptera; Cimicidae
Gene: Ssb-c31a
Product: RNA polymerase II transcriptional coactivator
Exons: 3
Coding region: 220-552 (110 amino acids)
Biological process (GO): positive regulation of transcription initiation by RNA polymerase II
Molecular function (GO): DNA binding; transcription coactivator activity
Source: RefSeq, a predicted model, not a curated record